AUGAGUGGCACCUCCGGACAUGGUAGAACUCAUGGCAUACCUGCUCUCGGUCAGGAGAGCGCGCCAGGCCUUCGUAGCACACGAUCAGGUUCAGGAGCGAGCGUCGAGGUCUUUGCUCCACGCGGUGCCUCAGAAACGGUUACUAGCGAACGCGACUUAUCCGAUCUGGUGUCUCGUUUCAAGUCUCUGUCAACUUCCGGUUCCGACAAGCUCGUCCGUCCUGGUUUCGGCUCGCAUGGUAUUCAGACCAGGCUUCGCACGAAUUUUUUCCGCUUGAACCUUACGCAAUCUGUUUCUCUGUUUGACUAUAUCCUCAAGGUCGAGCCGCCCAUCGAUGUCGAUGACGAGGACCUUCGAAAACAUGUCAUCAAGCUUUUUGACGGUUCAAAGGAAAUGGCGCCGUUUACCCAAGGUGUUGCUCAUGAUGGUGUCCGUCGGCUCAUUGCAAGGGCACCGCUUCCUCAGAAUAUUCACGUAACGGUCAAUGUUCCAGCCGGAGACAAAGCUUACAGGGUAACCUUGGUCGGUCCUAGGGAACUCCGGACCACAGACCUUUCUCGGUUCCUUCGCGGCGAUGAUCCCGAAUAUAAUCCGGUACCGAUUGUAUCCGCAUUCAACCUGAUUGUCUCUGAUUUCGCCGCGCGUAAUGGUAUCUGCGGUUCGGGAAAACGGGCGUUCUACUUUGAACCCAAUACAGAGACGGGUGUUCGAGUUAGAGCUGACAUGACCGUCAUCAACGGAUUCUUUAUGUCGGUCCGCCCAGUCUACAACUCCUUGAUGGUUAACGUUAAUGCAUGCAUGAGUGCAUUUUACGUCCCGAAGGAACGUCUGAGCGACGCCAUGCUCAGUUACCGACGCGAGUCACAUGGUGCGAUGCAUCCGGCGAAAUUCUUCGGUAAGAUUAGGGUGACGACAAAUUACCUCGGUUAUCCUAGGAGGAGCAACGUAAAGGGCUUCGGCGAACCGGCGAGAAAGGCGACAUUCCGUUCUGAGGAAAUGGGUAAGGUCACAGUGGAGAAAUAUUUCCAGAAAAAAUACGGUAUUACUCUCCAGCAUGCGGACGAUCUGCCAGUAGUCAUCCUCGGUAACAGCGACAAGGACGCUCUGGUUCCUGCUGAGCUCUGCACAAUCGAGGCUGGUAGUCUCUUCACAGGUCAGCUAACUCGUCGCGAGAGUGCCGCUUUGUGCGCAGCAAACUCGAAGUCGCCCAAGGGAGAUGCGCAGACGCUGGCAGCCAAAGGCUCUCACUUGCUCGGAUUCGACCGCAAGGUGCAACCGAUGGCAAGCUUCGGAAUCAAUGUCUCUCCUGAGCUUGCUGUCGUUUCUGCUAGGAUCCUCCCGUCUCCGACGAUUGUCUGUAAGUCGGGCCAGCUGCAGGUCUCCAACGGUUCCUGGACAACUCGCGGCUUUCGUUUUGCGAAACCCGCUGGACUCUCGAAAAUGGCGGUUCUCAUCUUGCAGGAUGGGGGUGAGGAUUACACGAGCAAUUCCGAAGGCGCACUGCAUGAAGCAGUACAAGCUCUAUUGGCGAAGUGUCGAUCUUGCGGCAUGGAAGUGGAUCCGUCGUACAUCGUCCGCAUUAUCCAGCUCCCGGAGGCGAGUUCCGAUGAUCCAUAUCGCGACCAGGCUGUCAGGAUGAUUCAAAGCACGGUUGCGAAUUUUCCUGGCAGGCCGAAUAUCGUCCUUACUCUCAUGUCGAAUCGCGAUACCCAUAUCUUUGCUGGAGUGAGACGCGUACUGGAUACGGUUGUCGGGUGUCAAGGCUUGGUUGCACUCACGUCGAACAUACAGGACAAGGACGGCCAGGACCAGUAUCUGACAAACCUCGCCCUUAAGCUGAAUGCGAAGAUGGGUGGGAUCAACCAUCUUCUGGACCCGGCGUCUCUGAAAUGGCUUCAAGGGACUAUGUUGGUCGGCUUGGAUUUGACUCCACCUGGCGAAGGUAGCAUGAAGGGUGCUCCAAGUGUCGCGGCUAUGACUGCUAGUGUAAAUGGCUCAUUCGCACAAUACCCGGCGAGCCUGUCCCUUCAAGACGGCAAGAAACUGGCUAUAGUGAACGCGAAGAACAUGUUAAUCGAACGUCUCAAGGAUUACAGGCGUCAAAACAAGGCUCUUCCGGACCGUAUUAUCGUAUUUCGUGCUGGACUUUCUGACGGCGCAAUCCAGAAGGUGGCUAUGGCCGACGUCGCGGAAAUAAAGAAAGCUUUCCGGGACCUCGCCGAUUACAAGCCUCGUUUGACGUAUGUGGUCUGCAACAAAGGUCAUAAGGUCAAGUUCUACCCGAUGAGACCUGAGGAUGCCGACCCGACGUCCAACCCGAAGGCCGGAACCGUUGUCGAUCAAGGAAUCACGAGUAUCUACGAAUAUGAUUUCUAUCUUCAGGCGCACUCGGCAUCGCAGGGAACGGCUAAGGCGACUCAUUACGUUGUGGUGUACGACGAGAACAAAUUUUCUCCGGAUACUCUGCAGCACGGAAUUAACGAUCUAUGCUACCUUUGGGCACCCGCGUCGACCAGCGUUAGCCUCGCCCCGCCUGCGUACUGGGCGGACCGUGCGUGCGCACGUGCGCGCCUGUACCUCCACCGCAUCAUGUCUCCAAUUGCGGGAAGCAAAGAGACGAAGAUGUCGGAGAGGGAGCUUGAGUCGAGGGUGAAAGGACUGUGGGGUGGUGGAGUCCACGACGACCUCAAAGGUUCCAUGUAUUACAUGUGAGUCGCUGUGAGUACGAUAAAUAAGAUGCGAGUGUAAGAAUAGUCAGAUAAUUUCUCGAAUGACUGCUUAAAUGUCUUAGCUGAAUAGAUAAAGUUAAAUUGCUUGCUGUACGAUUGAGUAGUAUACUUGACCAAUCGAAGUUGUAUCGUUGAAUUAGCAUGAAUGAAUAUGAAGAGUAUGAU
Messenger RNA from Fomitiporia mediterranea MF3/22, 2894 nucleotides. Its product is annotated as Piwi-domain-containing protein. The transcript has 4 exons. The record is from RefSeq and is a predicted model, not a curated record. Bases 1 to 2712 code for a protein of 903 amino acids. Gene Ontology annotation, molecular function: protein binding; RNA binding. Lineage: Eukaryota; Fungi; Basidiomycota; Agaricomycetes; Hymenochaetales; Hymenochaetaceae.